Messenger RNA from Loxodonta africana (African savanna elephant), 1934 nucleotides. It is a transcript of the gene GALK2, whose product is annotated as galactokinase 2. NCBI's taxonomy places the organism in Eukaryota, Metazoa, Chordata, Mammalia, Proboscidea, Elephantidae. Gene Ontology annotation, molecular function: ATP binding; galactokinase activity. Bases 157 to 1569 code for a protein of 470 amino acids. The record is from RefSeq and is a predicted model, not a curated record. Gene Ontology annotation, cellular component: cytosol; cytoplasm. Gene Ontology annotation, biological process: galactose metabolic process; carbohydrate phosphorylation. The transcript has 11 exons.
UGGAAGCAGCCACCUCAGCGAAGCUGCAGGAUUUCCGCAGAGUGCCGACCAGGGUCUCCCGGAAGAAAGCGGCUCCUACCGCACUCGUCUCGUGACUGAUUCGGGAGCCUUGCUUCUCCAGUUGAAGCUGGAGAAGAAAGGAGUAUCUGGCGAAAUAUGGCUGCAGAGGGCCCUGCCACGCGUCGGGUCCAGGUGGCAGAAUAUCCCAGAUUGCUGAAGCUGAAAGAGAUGUUUAACUCUAAAUUUGGAUCCAUUCCCAAGUUUUAUGUUCGAGCUCCAGGAAGAGUCAACAUAAUAGGAGAGCAUAUAGAUUACUGUGGAUAUUCUGUCCUUCCUAUUGCUAUAGAACAAGAUAUGCUAAUAGCUGUGGAACCUGUGAAAACACAUACUAUCCAACUGGCCAAUACAAACUCCUUGUACCCAGACUUCAGUACAAGUGCUAAUAAUAUUCAGAUUGACAAAACCAAGCCUGUGUGGCACAACUAUUUCCUAUGUGGAUUUAAAGGAAUUCAGGAACACUUUGGUCUUAGUAACCUGACUGGAAUGAAUUGCCUGGUAGAUGGAAACAUCCCACCGAGUUCUGGCCUCUCCAGCUCCAGCGCUCUGGUCUGUUGUGCUGGCUUGGUAACACUCACAGCCCUGGGAAUGAGCCUGUCUAAGGGUCGCUAUGAGUUGGAAUUGACUCAACGGCACCAGGUGGAACUUGCAGAAAUCUGUGCCAAAAGUGAGCGUUAUAUUGGCACUGAAGGAGGAGGAAUGGACCAGUCCAUAUCAUUUCUUGCAGAAGAAGGAACUGCCAAGUUGAUAGAAUUUAGUCCUCUGAGGGCAACGGAUGUGAAACUCCCAAGUGGAGCAGUGUUUGUGAUCGCCAAUAGCUGUGUGGAAAUGAAUAAGGCGGCAACUUCUUAUUUCAACAUCAGGGUGACAGAGUGUCGGCUGGCUGCUAAGCUCCUGGCUAAGUACAAAAACCUGCCAUGGGAUGAAGUACUGCGGCUGGAAGAGGUACAAGCCAGACUAGGGGUCAGCCUGGAAGACAUGUUGUUGACCACAGAGGAUGCCCUUCACCCUGAACCCUAUAGCCCUGAGGAGAUCUGUAGGUGUCUGGAAAUUAGCCUGGAGCAACUCAGGACCCAGAUCCUGAGUCCAAACACUCAAGAUGUGCUCCACUUCAAACUCUACCAGCGCGCGAAGCACGUGUACAGCGAGGCGGCGCGGGUGCUCCGGUUUAAAAACCUCUGUGAGGAAGCACCUGACAAUGUGGUGCAGCUGCUGGGGGAGAUAAUGAAUCAAAGCCACGCGAGCUGCCGGGACAUGUACGAGUGCAGCUGCCCAGAGCUGGACUGGCUAGUGGACGUCUGCCGGCAGUUUGGGGCUGAAGGGUCCCGACUUACUGGAGCAGGAUGGGGAGGCUGCACGGUGUCGAUAGUACCUGCUGACAAGCUGCCCAGCUUCCUAGCAAAUGUGCAGGAAGCUUAUUACCAGAGGAGUGAUGGAAGCUCAGUACCCCAGACGCCGAGUGUGUUUGCUACAAAACCUGGAGGCGGGGCUUUGGUUUUCCUUGAGGCCUAAACAAUGUAAAACAUCUCAGAGAAACUAUUUAGGGCAUUUAAAAACUGGCAGGCCUUCCUAUGCCACAGUAAUUUAAUCCUCUUUCUGUUUUGUAUUAUGAGGAACGGUUGCUAUUAUCAAGAUGCGUUGCCAAAGAAACGGUUAAGAGCUCUCUAUGCUUCAUGAUGACUAUUUUUCCAUCUUAAAAUAUGUUUUCUUCCAAUAAAAGCCAAGAUUAUGCUUGGGCAGAUCUUUUAAGGAUGAUUUACUGAGAUUUAUUGAUUUGAAGGUUUUUGAAGAUGAAUAUUAAAACACACACUGAAUACUGACCUCUUCUCCUAAACUGGACUUGAAUUAAACACACUGCUACCAUUAAACAGACAGAA